AUGGCGAGGAAGAAGCUUGCGAAGAAGAAGAAGAAGCAGCCCUUGGGGGCUUGCGGACCGCUCAAGAUCACUAACAAAAUGAUACAGAGAAAGGUUAGGCUCGUAACUGAGCAGAAUAUCAUCGAGAAGCCCUCCCCGGUCGAAGAUUUCCCUAUGCGAAAAUGGUCUAUCGUACUAUACGUCAUCGGUGAGGACGGCGAGGAGCACCCCGCCGACUGCUUUCAGAAGGUCGUGUAUAACCUCCACCCUUCAUUCGAGAACCCGACUCAGACCUUUCACAAGCCACCUUUCAAGUGCGAGAACGAAGGAUGGGGUGAAUUCGAUAUGACGAUCGACUGCUACAUUACCGAGAAGUCGAAGCAGACUAUCUCACACGACCUCAACUUCGCCAAGAACCGCUACGAGGCCGACCAUACCGUGUCUUUCAAGAACCCAUCUCAGGCGCUUCAGCAAAUCCUGCGUGAGACUGGGCCUCUGCCGUCAGACGAUGACCGUCUCAAGAAGAAGGGUGGUGCUGGCAAAAAGGGUAGCCAGAAGUACGACUACGAGAAGAUCGCCCAGGCCCUCGAGAAGCUCGACGAGGACGACCUUCUCCGCGUUAUUCAGAUCAUCAACGACAACAAGACCGCAGACACUUACAUCAAGAGUGAUGUUGAUGGUGAGCUUAUGCCUGCUUCCCCUACUACGAAUCUCAUGGCUGGUCAGUUUUCCUCGCAUUGGGAAUUGGACGCGCCGCAGAUUCGGCACUUGUUUAUGUUCUCAGGAGCGACAGCUGACGCGUUAAUUUAG
Messenger RNA from Colletotrichum truncatum, 789 nucleotides. RefSeq names its product transcription initiation factor subunit. Gene Ontology annotation, cellular component: SWI/SNF complex; transcription factor TFIID complex; transcription factor TFIIF complex. The record is from RefSeq and is a predicted model, not a curated record. Gene Ontology annotation, molecular function: histone binding. NCBI's taxonomy places the organism in Eukaryota, Fungi, Ascomycota, Sordariomycetes, Glomerellales, Glomerellaceae. Gene Ontology annotation, biological process: chromatin remodeling; regulation of transcription by RNA polymerase II.